Molecule: messenger RNA, 816 nt
Organism: Neltuma alba
Lineage: Eukaryota; Viridiplantae; Streptophyta; Magnoliopsida; Fabales; Fabaceae
Product: probable BOI-related E3 ubiquitin-protein ligase 3
Exons: 2
Coding region: 1-816 (271 amino acids)
Molecular function (GO): ubiquitin-protein transferase activity
Source: RefSeq, a predicted model, not a curated record
AUGGCACUUCAAGCUCAAUUUUAUUCAGAAAAUUCCGGAUUGCCCAUACGUCUUCCGGAUUGGGCAGGGACUAGUCAGGUGCUGGGAAUGGAUGAUGGCCUUCUUCUCAGUCUUCCACACCCUUCAAAGCCUCAGUGCCAACAGCACCAGACCUACCAAAGCUCUGGUUUUGAUUGCAAUCAGGGGCCUCCGUUUUCCUUCGUAUGCAAUAGUUUUCCACCCACCUCCUUCUCUGACGCUUUAAAUGCGCAGCUGGAGUUACAGAGACAUGAGAUUGAUCGCAUGCUCCUAUCACAGAACGAGAGAUUAAGGCAGGCUCUGCAACAUCAAAGAAAGGAGCAGGUGGCAUUCCUAUUGAGUGCUCUUGAAUCCAAAUCGCUGAGUCUGGUCAGGCAGAAAGAGAAUGACUUGACACAGGCAAAAAGGAAAAGUACAGAGCUGGAGGAUUGCUUGAGAAAAGCAGAGAUGGAAAGCGAAGCGUGGCAGAGAGUAGCCAAGCAAAAGGAGGCCAUGAUAGUAAGCCUGACGAACACGUUGGAACAGGUAAGAGAGAGGAAGGUCUGGGACGGUAACAGGGCCGAAGACACAGAGUCUUGCUGCGGUCCCUGUGAGGAAAGUCAAAACAAAGAAGAGGAAGAAAAGGAGGAAAAACAGAGAAAGAGAAUGGCUUGUAAAAGCUGUAACUCUCGGAGCUCGUGUGUACUGUUCCUACCUUGCAGACACCUCUGCUCUUGUUAUUUCUGUGAAGCCUUGCUUGAUUUUUGUCCAGUGUGUAAUUCUGCCAAAGAAGGCUGCAUGGAAGUGCUUUUAGCCUAG